Molecule: messenger RNA, 1684 nt
Organism: Medicago truncatula (barrel medic)
Lineage: Eukaryota; Viridiplantae; Streptophyta; Magnoliopsida; Fabales; Fabaceae
Product: transcription factor bHLH60
Exons: 7
Coding region: 312-1292 (326 amino acids)
Biological process (GO): regulation of DNA-templated transcription
Cellular component (GO): nucleus
Molecular function (GO): DNA-binding transcription factor activity; protein dimerization activity
Source: RefSeq, a predicted model, not a curated record
UUUAUUACAAUUACAAACAUCCUAUUCAACACUUCCGUUACAACAGUACGGAAAUUCCCGUUUAUUUGAGAUAUCCAAACCAAACAAAACCGUAGCGUAACAACGUUGUUUUCUUACUUACUUCAAAUGCCAGAGAAGAACCAACACAGAACAAAAAUAAUAAGCACAUUAUAAAACACAGACUUCACUCUUUUUCCACUCUCUUUCUUUCCCUCCUUCAUUCUCCCCCAACAACUUACACAGUUAACUCCGGUUUUUGGGUUUUCGGAGUUUUCUCAAACCGGUUCAUUUCGGUUUGGUUCAGUUAAACGAUGGAACAAACCACGUUCGAGUCGAUUCAAUUCAAUGAAGAAAUUCAAGGAAUCAUGGCUCCGGCGACGGAAACAGCGAACUCUUUCACCGCACUUCUUGAACUUCCACCGACGCAGGUCGUUGAGCUUCUUCACUCGUCGGAGAUUACCGGAAAACCACCGAAACCCUAUCCACUGACUUGCAACACCGGUAAUUUAACUUUCCCUUCCAACGCCGCGUUGGUUGAACGCGCCGCUAGAUUCUCCGUUUUCGCCGGAGAAAAUUCCACAAACUCGCCGAACUUGCCGCAGGUGAAGGAUGAGCUACCGGAGACUGAAGAAGGUGGAUGUGUCUCUGAUCCAACAGUUGAAAACACGAAUUUCAAGAGUGCGAAGAGGAAGGAACGAGAGAAGAAGGUGAAAUUGUCGUCUAAGAAGAGUAAGAGUAUCGCCGCCGACGAGAAUUCCGGCAACGGCGAGGAGCUUCCGUACGUUCACGUUCGAGUUCGACGAGGUCAAGCUACUGAUAGCCAUAGCUUAGCAGAAAGGGCUAGGAGAGAGAAGAUAAAUGCUCGAAUGAAACUGUUGCAAGAGCUGGUCCCGGGUUGCAACAAGAUAUCAGGAACAGCAUUGGUUUUGGAUAAAAUCAUCAACCAUGUGCAAUCUCUACAGCAUGAAGUGGAGAUUUUAUCAAUGAAACUGGCAGCAGUUAACCCAAUAAUUGAUUUCAACCUUGACAGCAUAUUAGCUGCAGAAGGAAUGUCUCUCAUGGACAGUAACUUCCCUAACACAGUUUCACCCGCUGUGUGGCCAGAAAUCCCACACAAUGGAAACAGACAGCAAUUUCAGCAAUCGUGGCAAUCUGAUGCAUUCCACCAACCACUUUGGGGGAGAGAAGAAAACAACCCUAAUUUCAUAACCCCAGAAAACUCACUUCUAAGUUAUGACUCAUCGGCAAAUUCAGUAUCUCUGCACUCAAAUCAGAUGAAAAUGGAGCUAUGAAGGGGUACAGAAGCAGUGGUAAUAGUAGCAAUUAGUCUAGUAGUGUAUAUAACAAAUAUAGUUUUAGAAAUUAGCCUUGAUUUGAGCAGGCACAACAUUCAGCAGGAUCUCAUUGUCCUCUGUUAGUCAGAGUCGUCGGUUGGAAAACCUGGAUUUUAUUCAGCCAACAGGGUAGCAAGGAAGAAGAAUUCGUAUGAUAUUUAUUAUAUAUUAAUUAAUAUCAGUAUGUAUACUAACUAUAGGGGUCAUUCAGUCUUAGGUGAUUGAUUGAUUCAGAUUGUAAAAUCAUUGAACGGACUGUUAUUGAACUAUCAUUGAAGUUUGUUGCUUUGUUCACUGAAUGCUACUUCUGAAGAUUUUCAAUGGCUAGAUUUCUUAUAUUAUGACAAGUA